CUGUUUUCUCCCAAACUCAAAUCUCUUAAAUCAAAAUCUAACAGUCUCCCUCUCUUUUACACAAAUGCUCACUUCUGCAUAUUCUGAAACCAGAAAUUAAACCAUUAGCUUUCCAGUUUCUUUUUUUUUCUCCAAGUCUCCAUAUACUCUGUUCAUUCUUCUAACUACAUUUUGAUUGAACCAAGAAUAUGGAUUCGUCGAAGAAACUCUCGUUUCCCGACCAGUUCUUGUCUGCGAGAAGAAGAAACAUCUUGUCCAGAUUCUGUCUAGGAAUCUCUGCUUCUCUCGUUCUCCUCACUCUUCUCUCUCUUACUAACUCUUCCUUCAACGUCCCCUUCGUCUCUCCUCUGCUUCAAGGCUUCAAAAACUCCAAUCUGAAGAACCCUCCUUCUCCUUCUCCUCAAUUCAACUCUUCAGAGUCAUCAUCUUCUUCUUCCAAUCAAGUUGAAGAGAAGAAGCCUGAAGUAGUUCCAGUUCCAGUUCCAGUUCCAACCUUUAAAUCUGGACAAACAGGAGAUUCUGGUCCGAAGAAUACAAGUUUGUCUGGAGAAGGUGAAGUCUCAAGCGUUGAAUCUGGACAAAGAUCUGGCGUAACAGUUAAGGAUUCGAGUUUGUCUGAAGAUGAUGAUAAAGUCUCAAGCCGGAAUGACCAAAAUACCCUCCAAGCAAAUGUUACCAUAAGUGUAGACAACAGCUCGACCUUGGUAUCUGAUAGGGUUGAUAAGGUCCCUGUGGUAGCAGAUCGAAGCAGAGGUUCUUACGAGGAUUGUGAUAUCUACGACGGAAACUGGGUGAGAGUUGAUGAUGAAACGAUGCCGUAUUACCCACCUGGUUCGUGCCCGUAUACAGACAGAGAUUUCAACUGUCACGCUAACAAAAGACCUGAUGAUGGUUAUGUUAAAUGGAAAUGGCAGCCUAAUGGGUGUGACAUUCCCAGGUUGAAUGGGACAGACUUUCUUGAGAAGCUAAGAGGGAAGAAGCUAGUUUUCGUUGGAGACUCGUUGAACAGAAACAUGUGGGAGUCUCUUGUUUGCAUACUUAGACAUAGCCUCAAGGACAAGAAACGAGUUUAUGAGAUCUCAGGGAGGAGAGAGUUCAAGAAGAGAGGCUUCUACGCUUUCAGAUUCGAGGACUAUAACUGCACGGUGGAUUUCGUUGGCUCGCCGUUUUUUGUUAGGGAAUCGAGUUUUAGAGGCGUGAACGGGACGGCAUUGGAGACUUUAAGGUUGGAUUUGAUGGACAAGACGACAUCCAUGUAUAGAGAUGCUGAUAUACUCGUAUUCAACACUGGUCAUUGGUGGACUCAUGACAAAACAAAGUUAGGAGAAAACUAUUACCAAGAAGGUAACAUAGUGUACCCAAGGCUCAAGGUUCUGGAAGCUUAUAAACGAGCUCUCACCACAUGGGCCAAAUGGGUUGAUAAGAACAUCGACCGGAACCAAACCCAUGUUGUAUUUAGAGGCUAUUCCGAAACACAUUUCAGAGGAGGGCCAUGGAACUCGGGAGGACAAUGCCAUAACGAAACAGAACCAAUCUACAACACACGUUACUUAAAAAAGUAUCCUUCAAAGAUGAGAGCUCUUGAGUACAUACUCCGUGAUACAAUGAAAACACCGGUGAUUUACAUGAACAUAAGCAGACUAACGGAUUUUAGAAAAGAUGGUCACCCUUCUAUAUAUAGGACGGUGUACAGGACGGAAAGGGAGAAGAGAGAAGCUGUGAGCCACCAAGAUUGUAGCCAUUGGUGCUUGCCGGGUGUACCGGACACAUGGAACCAGCUCUUGUAUGUAUCUCUGUUAAAGGCCGGGCUUGCAUCUAAGUGGUAGUCAAAAGUCCUUUGCCUUUGUAUUAUUGUUUGCGGUUGUGCAGUAUAAAUGUAGCAACUUAAGUCUCCCUUCUGUAAAAGGGAGUUUUUUUUUCCUACAAACUUUUUGUAUCAUUGCACCGAAAAGCACGUUUAUACUUGUUGCCUUGUUGGUAUGGAUUUGCGUAUAGGCAUUACAUUACUUUGGAAUUCAUGGAAUCUGUUUCCCAUGUCACAUUGCAUGGACGUUUGAACGAUCUUAAACACA
Eruca vesicaria subsp. sativa (arugula) is the source of this 2072-nucleotide messenger RNA. The record is from the annotation of a GenBank genome assembly. NCBI's taxonomy places the organism in Eukaryota, Viridiplantae, Streptophyta, Magnoliopsida, Brassicales, Brassicaceae.